Staurois parvus is the source of this 251-nucleotide messenger RNA. Lineage: Eukaryota; Metazoa; Chordata; Amphibia; Anura; Ranidae. The record is from the annotation of a GenBank genome assembly.
CUACAUGUCUUUGGUGAAAAUAACCCAAAUUAGGAUGUAUUUUUUAGUUUGUAGGAAAGUUAUAGCGUUCACAAACUAUGGUAUAAAUCUGAAUAUUGAUCAAUCCUGAAGUACUGACAGCCAAUCUAAUUUCUUGAGGUCCAAGAAUGUCAGAACAGUACAGAUAUCCCCCAAAUGACCCCUUUUUGCAGAGUAGACUUCCUGAAUGACAUCGAUUCAUUCAGGGUUUUUUUUUUUUUUUUUUUUUUUGU